Molecule: messenger RNA, 4304 nt
Organism: Cuculus canorus (common cuckoo)
Lineage: Eukaryota; Metazoa; Chordata; Aves; Cuculiformes; Cuculidae
Gene: BTBD2
Product: BTB domain containing 2
Exons: 8
Coding region: 20-1471 (483 amino acids)
Biological process (GO): neurogenesis
Cellular component (GO): P-body; cytosol
Molecular function (GO): protein binding
Source: RefSeq, a predicted model, not a curated record
CCCGCCUCCGCCGCACAAGAUGGCGGCCGGUGGGAGCGGCGGCGGCCCCGGGGGCCUUUCCUCCUCGUGCCCUCAGCCGCCGCCGGGGAACGGGGCCGCCGCCUCCUCUUCCUCCUCCUCCUCCUCCUCCUCUUCCUCCUGCACCAACGGCGCCUCCUCACCGCCCGGGCUCACCUAUAACCAGUGCGGCGCCUCCAGCCCCGCACCCGGCGGCGGGGGAGGAGGAGGAGGAGGAGGAGCGGGGGCAGCGGCUGCGGGGGCGGCCGGGGGGGCGCUGCAGCGGGAGCCGGUUUACAACUGGCAGGCGACGAAACCGACGGUGCAAGAGCGAUUCGCCUUCCUUUUCAACAACGAGGUGCUCAGCGACGUCCACUUCCUGGUGGGGAAGGGGCGCGGCUCGCAGCGCAUCCCGGCGCACAGAUUUCUUUAUUCAGACGAAGUUCAGAUUGGACCAGAGACUGUUAUGACAACCCUUUACACAGCUAAAAAAUAUGCAGUUCCAGCCCUUGAAGCUCAUUGUGUGGAGUUCCUUAAAAAAAACCUCCGAGCUGACAACGCGUUCAUGCUGUUAACACAGGCAAGACUGUUUGAUGAGCCUCAGCUGGCCAGCCUCUGCCUAGAGAACAUAGACAAGAACACAUCGGAUGCCAUCAACGCGGAGGGGUUUACAGACAUUGAUCUGGACACUCUGGUUGCGGUGCUGGAGAGGGAUACCCUGGGCAUCCGGGAGGUUCGUUUGUUUAAUGCAGUGGUUCGCUGGUCAGAGGCUGAAUGUCAACGACAGCAACUUCAGGUGAUUCCAGAGAACAAGCGGAAAGUACUGGGCAAGGCACUUUCCCUUAUCCGCUUCCCACUGAUGACUAUUGAGGAGUUUGCAGCAGGACCUGCCCAGUCGGGAAUCCUCACAGAUCGGGAGGUGGUGAGCUUGUUCCUCCACUUCACCGUCAACCCAAAGCCACGAGUGGAGUUCAUCGACCGACCGCGCUGCUGCCUGCGGGGGAAGGAGUGCAGCAUCAGCCGUUUCCAGCAGGUGGAGAGCCGCUGGGGGUACAGUGGGACUAGUGACAGGAUCAGGUUCUCAGUAAACAAGAGGAUAUUUGUAGUUGGGUUUGGAUUGUACGGAUCCAUACAUGGGCCAACGGACUACCAAGUGAAUAUACAGAUCAUCCACACAGACAGUAACACAGUCCUGGGGCAGAAUGACACAGGGUUCAGCUGUGAUGGAUCAUCCAACACUUUCCGGGUCAUGUUCAAGGAGCCUGUUGAGAUUUUACCCAAUGUCAACUACACAGCAUGUGCUACUCUAAAGGGUCCAGAUUCCCACUAUGGAACCAAAGGACUUCGCAAAGUGAUCCAUGAAUCACCAACAACGGGAGCCAAAACCUGCUUUACGUUCUGUUACGCGGCUGGGAACAACAACGGCACUUCUGUGGAGGAUGGACAAAUCCCAGAGAUCAUCUUCUACACAUAGUGCAGCUGCGGAGCUGGCUCUGGACUCUUCUCUUUCCCUGUCACCUUCCAAACUAAACUUCUGGCUGAGUUUGACCACACCGAUUGGAGCCACACUAGCCAAAGGUCUCUGUAAAACCAUUUCAAAGCUGAUGUUUUGCCUUGUGCUGGUGAUUCUGCUGCUGUCGGGUACCAGAUGAACUGGGGUACCGGUUCCAUUUGUUGGUUGUCUGUGGCUACUCGUUUUUCACUUCACUGAUUAAUCCUACCUAAUAACAUCCAUUUUUUUGACUGUAACGAAUGUAGAUGCUUUUCCACCAGUCAGGAACAUGUAAACAAGCGGCUCUGGUUGUGGUUAUACCCGCUGUGAGGAACUGAUCCUGCACAAAGACACAGUUGGGGCGGUGUGGCCCCUCUUCUUUGCUCCAGCUCAGCAGGCGAGGUGGGGUGGUUGGUGAGAUGUUUUCCAUGCGCUGCCGCAGUGCCUGGCACCUUCCCUCCUGCCAGCCCUGGGAAAAGUUAUGGGAAGUGGCCUUUUCCCUGGGGCUUUGUUGUUUCAGCACUACACGGUCUUGAGGGAGACCUCUGAACUGGAGCGCCUUUGGAGAAACUGCAGCGUUUUCAGGCUGUUCUCUCUGAUUUGUGACAAUCCUUCACCUUGGGCAGUUGGCAGCAGCGACCCAGCCUCCUCUGUGGAGUCGGGAUGGGGCAGCGGCUCCAGCUGAGCAGACUCUCUGUCCUCCCCUGCUGCGCUGGGGCCUGAGGUGCUUCUUUCAGACUUGGUAGCAUGUUUGGAACGAUGGGUGAUCCUCGCACACCCACCCUGUGCCGCCUUCAGGGUACCCAUCCCAGUCCUUACCAAGCUAACUGGAUCCCUGCGGACAGUGCCGGGGUUUGUCAGCUGGAGCAAGCGAGGGCCCCUUCUCACCUCCUCUGGUUCUGCUGUUGCUGCUGUUUUCAUGCACGUUUCAAUGCAUUUUCUCGUCGUUCCUUUGCAUUGCUAACCCACCUUGGGCCACUUCGCAGCCCCCUGCUCUGCUCCUGGAUAGGAAGAGGCUUGAUGUGCUGCUGCUGGUUACCUGACGGCACAGCGGAGGGAUGAGGAUUUAGGAAACGGAUGAGGAACACUUGCCCUGCGUAUGUUUGCAGCCUGCCUGCUGGGACAGGGGCAGGGGGAAGGUGUGAUAUUCACAGGUAUCGCCCGGCUUUGGGCUGUUGAGCUACAUAAUCAUGAAAAUUCCCUCCCGAUUGCCCGUCCCCGCGAGUUGUUCUGCUGUAGCUGAGCAGGAAGAUGCUGUGCCACCAGGGAGGAGGCGGCUGGCUCGUACCUGUGGCUGCCAGCGCUGUGAAGACCACGAGCCUGUUUCCUCCCCUUCUGCAGAGGAAGUUGGAGUUCCAGGACUGUUGGGCAGCGUGGCCAGAGCAGGCCGAGGUCUGCGGGGGAUGUGCUGGCAGGGGUGCUGCUGCCCCAGAGGUGCAUUUCCCUUUGGAAACCUCUCCCUCUGCUCCAGACACUCGGAACCGACAGAACUCACCAUAUUUACCCCCCAGAAGUGUAAAUCUGGUCACCUAUGGCCGGGGCAGGGCGCUCGGUGCCCUCUCCUCCUGCGGCUCUGGCUCUGCCCUCAGCCUGGGGCUGCCCGGAUGUCUCCUCAGCUGCACAGCAGUAAAUCAGUCAGGAUCAGCCCACACUUCAGAACCAGCAGCCGUUAGCGAUGUCACUCGUUUGUCAUGUUGAGCUGUGUACGUUGUCAGCCUGCGUUGGGGCAGGACAGUUUUAAUAUGGCCAGUACUGAACAAAAGAAGGGUCCACGGCUUCAUUAUCAAACCUGGCUCUGUGCAAUGCAAAGUGCUGGAGACGGAUGAAGGGAGCAGAUCCUUCCCCUCGGGAUACACGCAGCUGCACCCGCCCGCACCUCUCCUGCCUCUGCCUCUCUUGUCCAAGGCUGGGGGGCUUCAUCGCCUCCCUCUGUGAUCUCUUGGCUGUGGCUCCACAGGGCGGCAAUCAUGGAAAUCAUGGAAGCUGAAAGAAGCAAAGCUGUUCCCUUGGCUGUGGAAGGAGCAAGGCUGGAGGGCCGGUAUCGCACAACCCACACAGGCCUCUCCCUGCUGGCGCUUCCCUGGAAGCAUCUGCUUUACCAAGAUUUCAUUGUGCGGAUUCUCUUCCCAAAUCCAACCUCCUUGCUGUCACCCCCAGGGUUGGUCCGGUCGCUUUUCCUGGCACGAGGGAGAGGAGUUGAACUGAACCUACACCCGAGCACCUUCUGUCCCUGUGGCUUCCCUGCAGUUUGAUACAACUCUGGCUGUUGUAGAUAGAUGAAUGUAACUCCUUGUUGGACAAUGCCUGUUCCCAAAGUCGGAAAUGUUUGGUCGUCCCAUGUCACCUUCCAGCAGAACCGGGAUGUCUCCACUCCAGUGCUAUAUUGAUGAAUGUAUCCGAUGCUCUCGUUCCGUGCUCACACUCUGCUUUUGGCCAGCUUCGUGAUUUGUAAAUAGGAAAUCAAUAAAGACAUCAGGGUGUCUUUACAGCGGUUUCAUCGUUAAUUAAGAGAGCUGCUGUGGCAAAGGGACCUGCGCUGAGCCCAUUCCUGUCUGCCCUGGAUGAGAGGUGCUUUGCCCCCCGCCUCUGCCUUCCCCAGAGUCCAAGGGAACGGCGGAUCACUGCAGGGAAAGCCCAAACCCUCCAGGGAGCGAAAUUGCUGUGGAACCUGGUUGAACCCACACUAAAAGCUGCCCCAGCCCUCGCAGAGGUGGGUUGGGGUGUCUGAAAGGGGGGGGGACCCUGCUGUGAGUUGGGGAGGUGGAAGGGGCCAUUCCCCUGCCUGUUGUGCAGCUCCCCAACAGGCGCUUGUGGU